GUUCACAACAUUGUAUACAAUUUUGCUGUCAAACCGUUCCAAUUCCGGCAUCGAACCGUCGCCUCUCUACGUUUUACCGCUGCAUGAGCGUCGAGCGCGAGGCGAACGGAAUUUUUAUAGAGACGCAUUUUGAGCACUUGACUAUUGUCAGUUUCAAGAUACUACUUACUAGUACAGUAUCAAGACAGACUGAUUAAUUUAUGAAUUAUACUGCCGCUAGUGGAUCGCUUGCCUGGCAUGCCAUUGGGACUAGCGUAGCUAGACUAGAGUUCGUCCCGUCAUCGCAUUUUAAUUAUUAGUUUGUUGGUGUUUGUUUGGGCGUUAGACUGGAGUUCCGUGUCACUCUGCUUGUGAAGUUGUGUGAUCCAGUGCCAGUGGAUGAUGCUCUUAGGUUUGCUGACCAGUUUGCCUGUUUGCAAUGAUGAGUGGUGGAGGGAUCGAGGAGGACGCUUCUCAUGGGGCUCAUUUGGAUGAUCUGGAUGAACACCCGCAGUGUUGCGUUUGCAUGGCAGCGUACUCUUGCGAAGACGAGCACAGCGUCCCUCGGGGGCUGACAUGUGGACACACAUUUUGCACGGGUUGCCUCAUCAGACUAUGCAAUCAAGAGCGUGGUGGGCUGUAUUGCGUAAGAUGCCCGAUAUGCAAACACUGUACCUACCUACACGAGCAACGGCAUGCAAGUAGCGAUGGCCACUGCGAGGCUAGCAUGGUGCUCCAGUGCGUGCAGAAAAACUAUGCUCUUAUCGAUGUUCUCGAUGCGUUUUCACGGCAGCGGGAGCAGCUGAUGACCAAUGCGCUCGUGAGUGGAAGCAGGUCACGGGACGACAGCAGGAGCAGUGUGCUCCACUGUGCAAUACACGAUGUGGCGAAGAGAGUCUAUUGCGUCGACUGCGUCCAUGCUAUCUGCAUCUACUGUCAGGUGCACGGUGAUCAUUUAGGUCAUCAUUGUGAGCUGGUGGACGGUGCCAUGGAUUAUCUUUGGGGAAAGAUUUCCGUCACGGAAGCACACGUGGAACAGCUAUACCGGGAUUCCUUGGAGAGUAUAUCCUUUGUCAAGGAGGUACUGAUGCGGGACGCCAGAAAGUUCCGCUACCCCAUCACCGCCAAAGCCUUGCAACUCCUGUCGGUGUUGCCCGAAUGGUGCCACCCGCUUAUGGUUAAAUGUAUGAACGUAAUUAUGACCCUGGCCGACGCCUUGGAGUCGCUUGCUGCCACUUUUAACAGCGAGGGUCUCCAGGGCACUCCAGCCAUUGUGAUGAGGGAGCUCCAGUCUGCUAGUCAACGUUGCAAGGUCUUCAGAGAUGAACUACACUGCAGCCGUGGUGUACAGGUACAUGCUUCAACUCUGCUCAGAGAUGAACUGCCUGACUUCGUGGAUGGGCCAGAAUAUACGAUAAUGCUAUGCGCACUGGUUGAUCGCGAUCUGAACGAAAUCCGUACAAUACAGCCCUUCUCCAACCAAGCACUACUGGAACUGGACAUGGGUGUGCGCCAAAUGGGCCUGACCCACCUGAUAGAAUGCCUCGAUCGCGCUCUCCCGUUUGGCGAUGCUGCAUGUUUCGAGAGCUUAAAAGAGGAAGUGCGGGGAAUCAUCCUUCGUCCCUUGGAGAGCCAACCUCGUCCAGUCAGCAAGCGAGUCGCUUCAGAGAGCGGCCUGACUGUAGCGGCUGAGGCAGCCUGUGCGGAGAUGUCCGCUCCUGGGCCCUGUGCCAAGCGACUGUGCACUGCUACGCACAUACAGUCAUCAUGUCUUGUGCAGGCAGCAGGCCCAGACAAUUACCUACCACCAGCAGCAGCAGCCACGCAGAGAGCUACCCCAAGCUGUGAGCUGACAUCAGGAACUGCACCAGAGGGACUUGGCUGGCCGGGGCAUGAACGGACGCCGGCUCUUGCCGCCGCGGAGGGACACAGUCUACGAAACACACUGUUGUUGACACCCGGCACCGGCGACCAGCCCUACGCAAGUGAUGCACUGGUCGCACUGUCGUCACCUGGAAAACGACAUCACCAUAGCAACGAGCUGGAAUCAGCACCCCUAGCAAAGCGAGUCUUUCCCCGAGUGUUCACGCCAGCCAGCUAUUAUCAAAGAACGACGACUUCAUAACAAUUGCAGAGUUGACUGUAAUGAUUACAGUCUGUUCCACCGCCUACUAGCGACUGUGAAGCUCUUCAGGAGGCAGUACAACCUAUCUCAGCAUGCGCGCGCGGCCGCCGGCAAGAUGUUUACCGAGUGAGCUUAUGCCGAACUGUGGACGAGAUUGUGCGUGCGUCCAUGUUGUGCUGAUGUCGCCACGAUGUCACUGGGCUUGCGUACAACUACUUAGAUGAUUGUGUUAGCCAGCAGCUGUUCAGCCCCGUAGCUUGAUCCUUGCAUGGAGUCCGGACAAGAGCAUCUCCCUCUCGUUUCACCCGCCGGCUCUCUUGUGAAGACCCUCAUCCAGCAUCGAUGAACGUACUUCAAGUAGACUGUAUGGCACUAUGCUGUUUUGUCGUGCCAAAGUAGCUUCCUUGUAUUAUCAGUGUCCACCUAGCAAGUCUGGUGGUGAUUGCUGUACUGUCUGUACAUGGCACACUGGAGUAGAGAUGCUACCCCGCCACUGGUUGUCUCCAUCGUUUCUUUUUCUUCGUAGCUUACCGGUUUUAUACAGAUUGCUUCCGCGGAGUAUUGUGCAGUCUCUUUUGUUUUACUACACUAGUAUGGGUUCCCCCAUGAGUUCCCCCCCCCCCCCCCCGUCUGAAUUGACACUUCUUCCAAUAACCAGGAUUGAACAGGUUUCCACACAGGUUUGUUUGUUUGUUCAGCUUUAUUUUACUUCACCAUAAGCACAGGCAAAAUCUGCCUUCUCGCUGGGCGUAUUACCACAGUUCUCGCAAGAUCACGAAGGUUUGCUCCGGAUCACUCAGUUCAAAACACACACACACACACACACACACACACGCCGGCACACACACACACACACACACACACACACACACACAGGCUCCCACGUUGGUCCAGUGUCUCAACGGCCAUGGGAGCCUGUCUAUUAUAAAAUUGUGAAAAAUAAUUAAACAAUAUGAACUUAGACUUGGCUCUCAACGUCUGUUUAUCACAACUCCAUGAGCGACUCUGACUCACGCUGCUACCUGGAGCUUCACGAAGUGUUUGUCGCGCUGGCAACAAAGCGUCUCUGUAAGUUUGUAUCCCUGGUGAUGGUUUGGCCUGGAGAGCAAGCAGGAUAUAAGUGGUGCUUUUCAGGCACAAUCUUCCUCAGCCUACUCAAGCUCAACUGAUGAGGGGUGAAUUUCCCGAAACACUGUGUAUUGAGCAGGGAGUGAUGCUUUCUUGCAGGUUUGCCACCCGUGUGCUCCGGAUGACAGUCAUGAGUCAGUCAAGUGUCAAGUUCGGCAAGAAGCAUGUGUUC
Sycon ciliatum is the source of this 3404-nucleotide messenger RNA. RefSeq lists its product as uncharacterized. The transcript is spliced from 7 exons. Gene Ontology annotation, molecular function: zinc ion binding. Bases 419 to 2104 code for a protein of 561 amino acids. The record is from RefSeq and is a predicted model, not a curated record. NCBI's taxonomy places the organism in Eukaryota, Metazoa, Porifera, Calcarea, Leucosolenida, Sycettidae.